GAAACCAUAUUUGGGCACACUGAACGAUUUACUCACAUGCAAAAGCCGAAUUUUGUUAAAAUUAUUAACAACCAGUGAAGCAACUGUUCAUUAAACACUUAAUUCUGACUUAACGCCUGCGGUAACUAAACCAAAAUGGACAAGAACAGCGCAGCGUUGUACAAAAAGAUUCAGACCGAGGUUGAGUCAUACCAGAACCUGCAAAAAUCCUGCGUCAAGAUGGUGAAGCAGCGGGCACUGCUAGAAAGCCAACUGAACGAGAACAAGUGCGUCCUGGACGAGCUGAAUCUUUUGGGCCCCGACAACAAGGUCUACAAGCUUUUCGGACCCGUUUUGGUCAAGCAGGAGCUGGAGGAGUCGCGCCAGAAUGUCGGAAAGCGCAUUGAGUACAUCUCCAAGGAGCUGAAGAGCUCCACCGACACUCUGGAGAGCAUGGAGAAGGACAUGCAGAAGCAUCAGGAAACCAUGGCCAAGUACCAACAGCAAUGGCAGGUGGCGGCGGCAAUGAAGUGAAAACCCUCUACAGCCACGCACAUUUAAUUUAUAACUUAUUUUGGGACAGCUUGGUGAUAAAACUCUCCUGGCACGACCGCUUUAUCUUAAAAUGAAUAAAAACCAUGAAACCCCGAA
Drosophila yakuba is the source of this 630-nucleotide messenger RNA. It is a transcript of the gene Pfdn6, whose product is annotated as probable prefoldin subunit 6. Gene Ontology annotation, molecular function: protein-folding chaperone binding. Lineage: Eukaryota; Metazoa; Arthropoda; Insecta; Diptera; Drosophilidae. Bases 136 to 513 code for a protein of 125 amino acids. Gene Ontology annotation, biological process: chaperone-mediated protein complex assembly; protein folding. Gene Ontology annotation, cellular component: prefoldin complex; cytoplasm. The transcript has 3 exons. The record is from RefSeq and is a predicted model, not a curated record.